This is a messenger RNA of Lactuca sativa (garden lettuce), 669 nucleotides long. RefSeq names its product UDP-glycosyltransferase 83A1. Gene Ontology annotation, molecular function: quercetin 3-O-glucosyltransferase activity; quercetin 7-O-glucosyltransferase activity. NCBI's taxonomy places the organism in Eukaryota, Viridiplantae, Streptophyta, Magnoliopsida, Asterales, Asteraceae. The record is from RefSeq and is a predicted model, not a curated record.
AUGGACAGUAGAGACAAAUCCCAAUUUCCUGCACGCCAAGCAGCUUCAAACUACAAACAGAGAAAAAAUCAAGCAUAUGAAGUUACAGUUGUAAACAUAGCGGUCACUUACAAGCAAGUAACAAGCAAUGCGUUAGAAAAUGAUUGUUAUAGUGAUCUAUUGCGGUCGGUUUCAAUCCCUGAUGGGCUAGAACCAUGGGAGGACAGGACUGAAAUUUGUAAAUUGACCCUAUCAAUAUUACAAACUAUGCCUGGCAAACUGGAAGAACUUAUAGUGACAAUUAACAAAGAAGACAACAAUAAAAUGUCAUGUAUUAUUGCUGAUGAUUGCAUGGGAUGGGCCAUAAAAGUCGCAAAGAAGAUGGGAAUUAGCAGAGCAGCCGUCUGGCCAGCCACAUUUCCUAUGCUAACUUCCAUGUUGAGCUGUCAGAAAUUGAUUGAUGGUGGAAUCAUUAACAACAAUGGCAUACCUCUAAUUCAGCAUAUGAUUAAGCUAUCAGAAACGAUGCCACUUAUAAAACCAACCAACCUCUGGUGGACGCGCUUUGAGGACUUGCCCACUUCAGAAGCUUUCUUUGAAGUUGUAAAAGAAGCAGCUGAAGCUUCCAGAUUGACGGAGUGGCAUUUAUGCAGAUCAACUACUGAGCUGGAGCCUGGAGCACUUUGCUAG